AUGGGGAAGAUAGGAGGGGAAGUAGUUAAAGAAGAAGGAAAGAAGGAAUCAGGCAAAGAAGGGGAUUAUCUUUUGGGGCCACCGAGGUUGGAGGAGGAGAGUGGGCGGUUCAAGUGCGUGGAGACGGGUCACAAGCUGCCGGCCCAUGCCAGAGACAGCAAGCAAUGCCGCCACUUGGGCCUCAUCGACGCCGCUCUUUCCAACAGCAAACCUCCCCUCAAUAUGUUCCGUCAAGAUCCUCAGCCCGGCAUUUAUUCAUUUAACCGCGGGCUCUUAUGUUUCUGGCUUUCGCUUCUUCUUGGUCUCUCAAUCGUUUUUUCUUUGGCGUUGAUUGCGCUAGUAGAAUCUCCAUGCGUUGCCCUGGGUAGUCUAAGCCUGAAAGAUGAUGGUCAAAAGGCAACAAAGAAAUCAAACGUUAAGGAUGAUGGUUUGAAGAAAAAGAAGAAGAUUCGGGAAGAGACUGGUGUUGAAGUUAUCUCUGAAGCAAGAAUUGUUUCUGAGAAGGACAGUGAACUGGAGGAAGAAGAUGAUUUCUGGAUGCCACCAGUGGGAGAACAUUGGGACAAUGAUGAUGGAGGUGAUAGGCAGGGCUCUGAUCCAGAGCUGGGGCCAGAAAAUGAUGAUGCUGACGGGGAAGGUUUCCCUGACAAGAUGAUCAAAGGAUAA
This is a messenger RNA of Coffea arabica (coffee), 666 nucleotides long. The record is from RefSeq and is a predicted model, not a curated record. Lineage: Eukaryota; Viridiplantae; Streptophyta; Magnoliopsida; Gentianales; Rubiaceae.